Messenger RNA from Schistosoma turkestanicum, 2706 nucleotides. Lineage: Eukaryota; Metazoa; Platyhelminthes; Trematoda; Strigeidida; Schistosomatidae. The record is from the annotation of a GenBank genome assembly.
AUGGUUAGUUUAUCUCAAACUCAUAAUGCAAUUAUCGAACUGUUGGAGUUAAUGCGUUGUGAUAAUUGCACCUCUACUCUUCAUCAGCCAUUCACAACCGGAGUAUGUGAACAUCUGCUUUGUUCUUCAUGUAUUCCAAGCCGAGGUAAUGUAAAGAUUGCAAGUUGCUGUCCGGUUUGCUCUGUUCCCGUACAUGCACGCGAUUUCCAAGUUCAUCCGCAGUUUACAUCACUCGUGUUGGUUGCACGUCGAUUAAAGAAAUUAACUAUGAGUACUUCCCAGGAAGAAACAAAAGAUCCUCGUGAUCUUGUUGCUGAAAAUAAUAUUCCUGAUACAUCUAAAAAUGAGACUGCAAUGCCACAAGUAGUAAUUAAAAGAGCCUAUUCUUCUGCCUCUAAACAAAAACAGUCCGAAGAUAAAGAUUCAAAACGUUCAAUUGGUAUAAGGUAUAAACGUGGUCAUUCCCUGGUCGACAGUAAUAUAAAUAUAUCUACUGUUAGUACAUCUGUAUCUAAUGUUGAUUCAACUGACAAUGAUUCAUGUAUUAAUUACAAACCUCACUAUCCUUCAAAAGAUAAAAUCAAAGCUAAUAAGAAACAACAACCAAAUAAAGUGACUAAAUUAUUGGCUUAUCCAAGCUCUGAUACUCACCAAACAAUAUCAUCAAAUUCUGUCAAUGGGAAUGAAUUAUAUGUUUCUCUUGAUAAAUCGAUUGAAUCACUUCCUAUAGGCAAUGUUGUUGUACAUAACACUAGAAAUGCUCGGAGUAAAAUUGUAUCCAAAGGUGGUAAUGAUAAGAUAGGAUCUCAACAAGUGAUGCCUAGCAAAAUAUCUGUUCCAUUCCCAUUCGCUUCUCCUGAACCUUCUCGCGUAACAGAUCAGUCCACUUUAUCUCCAUCUGAUCCGAUUUCUUUUAAAACAUCUGUCUUUCUUACACAUGUCGAUCUACCAAUAACCAACAAGAGUAAAAUUGCACGUUCAAAAAGUUCAAGUAUCUCAAAGAAGAAUUCUAAGGGCGCCCAAAAUAAUGUUAAGAAAGUCGUUCCUGUUCAGGAUCGCAAAUCGUCUGGAUUUCUCAACUUGGUGCACAAACUAAGACCAAAUAGUAAAGGUGAAAGUCAACUACAUAGAGCAGCAAUUCGUGGUGACACUAAUCAAACAGAAGAGUUACUUGCCGCCGGAUUAUCACCGAAUGUUCGAGACCAUGCUGGUUGGACACCAUUGCACGAAGCUGCAUUACGUGGACACUGUGAAGUCGCUAAGGUUUUGAUCAAAGCUGGAGCUACUGUGGACAUUCCUGGUGGUCCGGAGUUAGAGACUCCUCUACACGAAGCUAUACAAAAUGGACAAGUUAACUUCUGUCAACUGUUGCUUGACCACGGUGCUAAUCCUUUGUUUCCAAAUAAUAACGGGAUAAUUCCAAUACAAUUAGUGGAUAACAGUAUAUGCCAGCUAAAAGAAUUACAAAAUUCAGAUUCUAAACCGUCAAAAUAUAAUUUCAGUCUUAAUGCGUUAUCUGAUAUAAGAGAGAUGUUAAACAAAGCAUCAUUGUCUACUGUUGUAUCAAAUAAAAAUUGUCUGACUAACAAUCAGACUUCAAAUAUUUUAUCAGUUUCUACUGCAACUACUUUUAUUGAAAGGCGACGUCUUCGACCUAUUCUCCUGGGAACUGGUUUGACAAGAACUCAACAAUCAUUGUUCAGUCGUGUUGCCACCAUGAUACAUGCACGCGUGUUCUCAUCGAUUUCACCUGAAGUCACACAUGUCGUGACUGGUGCACUUCAAGAAUUGCCCAGCGAUGUCACUGAGGAAUCCGUUGACAACAACACAAAGAAGAACAAUAAAUCUAAAAGAAAUUCUCGUUCACGCAAAAAUGAUAAUGAAUUACUCAGUUCUAAUGGCCAAGCUACUUGUCCACGCACUUUAAAAUUUCUAAGCGCCGUUUUACAGGGAUGUUGGAUCUUAUCAUUUGAUUGGAUCGAAACCUGUGCUCAUAUAAAGAUGCGUGUCGAAGAAGAAGGUUUUGAAGUAACUGGAUGUAGUACUGCUCCCAUGUCCGGUGCACCUCGUCGAGCACGUCUUGCUCAUGAAGCUGGCUCUUUGGGAUUGUUUCACGGUUUAAGGAUUUGCUUUCUAGGAAAUUUUGUAUAUCCUGUGCCAUCCAGAGAUGAGCUUACUCGAUUAGCACGAUCUGGAGGAGCAAGUGUAGUAUUUAGUCGUGACGUUUGCUCUCCGGUACGACUUGCAAGAUAUGCUGUAGAGUCUCCAAAUAACUCAUCUAUUUGGGAUUUAAAUACCGUAGAAGCGAACAAAGAGUCUGACCAAGAGGCUAAUGAGAAUAUUUCAUUUAUCGAUGAAAUCACCAUGAUUGAUUCAAACAAUCCUUCUUCCUUGCUUGUCUUCUAUGAUCCGGGUGUUUACAACAAAACUAAAAAUGAGUCAUCUAGCAAAUCCAUAUAUGCUGUGGAAGCUGUUACUAAGGCACUUAAUUUAAUCAAACCGAAGAAAUCGGCAAAUACAUUAAACUCAUUACCAAACGAUUUACCACCACCUCUUCAGUCGGUACCAUGCACUUGGCUUUUGGAUUGUGCUGCUGAAUAUCGUUUACUUCCUUUUCCCAAGUGUUAAUUGAUUAUUUGUAAAUAUUUUACACCUCUAUCGAAUCGAUAACUUUAUUUUUAUUUUCUCUAACGAUUAUUUUAAUUU